CAUUGCAGGCCAGUCGCUUGGGUAGCAGUAGGCAGAGUGGAGAAGCACGCCUACAACCAACUGUUUAAAAACAUUUCUGUCAGCAACCAGAAGCUACCUUUAACCAGUUGGUUUGCUACAUCAUUUUUCAAGUAUUUCAACCUCAGGGUAGUCCGAAAUCGUAGUCGUCGAGCUUGGAAAGGGGGAGGCUACCAGCGAGAGGCAGCUUUUAGGCUUGGUGGAGAGGGAAUCACUCGCUAUAUCCUCGGACUGAACAUGGCAAUGUCCCUCAUCCAAGCCUGCCGCAGUCUAGCUCUCUCAACAUGGCUGCUAUCCUUUUGCUUCGUGCAUUUGCUGUGCCUGGACUUUACUGUGGCGGAGAAAGAAGAAUGGUACACCGCGUUUGUCAACAUUACUUAUGUGGAUCCCGUGACUUCAGAAAUCAAAACAGAGAAGACUGAGUGUGGAAGAUAUGGCGAGCACUCCCCCAAGAAAGAAGCAAGAGGGCAAGUGUUGAUGCCUUUGCUUUUGCAAGAGAGACAAGCUUGCGAACCGAACGCUAAGUAUCCCCUGCCUUAUCAAAACAAUGCUUGGAUGGCGUUGAUAGCUGCGGGGAAUUGUACGUUCAGAGAUAAAAUUCGCAACGUCGCUGCACUCCACAACGCAUCUGCAGUCAUAAUUUAUAACGUGGGCUCCACUAAUAUCAACGAUACCAUAACAAUGCCUCAUCAAGGUACGGGGGAUAUCGUGGCGAUCAUGAUUCCGGAACCCAAGGGUCGGGAGAUCGCUGCUCUACUAGAACGCAACGUCACGGUGACCAUGCACAUCACCAUAGGAACGAGGAACCUUCAGAAGUAUGUGAGCAGAACGUCAGUGGUGUUUGUCUCCAUCUCCUUCAUCGUCCUGAUGAUCAUCUCCCUGGCAUGGCUCAUCUUCUACUAUAUACAGCGGUUCAGAUACGCCAACGCUCGCGACCGCAAUCAGAGACGUCUCGGAGACGCAGCCAAGAAGGCCAUCAGUAAGCUCCAAGUACGAACCAUCAGGAAAGGAGACAAGGAAACGGAGUCUGACUUCGACAACUGUGCUGUGUGCAUCGAGGGCUAUAAAGCGAAUGAUGUUGUUAGGAUAUUGCCGUGCAGGCACAUCUUCCAUAAAAGCUGUGUGGACCCCUGGCUUCUGGACCAUCGGACCUGUCCCAUGUGUAAAAUGAACAUCCUCAAAGCGCUGGGAAUACCACCCAACUUUGACUGUGGGGAUGACAUUCCGCCAGACUAUGAGAUGUCAGUGGGAGGCCCGCCCACCAACGCAAUCACAGGGGCCAGUGACGUCACGGUGAGCGGGGAGGAGAGCUCAGUGGUGCUGGACACGGUGGACAUGGACAGGACGAUAGGGCUGCCUCAGGUCUACCACGACGCACACGAGACACUACCACAGGCUGGGGACAGCCGACACAUCGCCAGCAGUGAGCACCAGCCCCCGCUGAGCAGCGACUCGGACACCUCCCUUAUCUUGGCUGUGGAGGUGGGUCUGUCCGACAUGGAGCUCUCCCUCGGGCACGACCAUGAUGAGGUCAAGUCCUGAGCCAAUCAGAGCCAAGUAGGAAGGAAGCUCCCGGGGUCGACAUGGAGAUGAGAAACGGGACCGAAGGGGCAGUGCCUGGCCCCCUGAUGGGAGGUUGUGGCUCCAAAUAAAUAAGAGACAAGCAAGCAAUAGAACCCAUAGCAGUGCAACACACCUGUCUGUUCCCACUGCCUCAUCUACAGGUUCCUCCUGUCCUGCCUCCCUUUUCUGACUGCUGUCACGUUCAGUCGCCAUGGAAACCAGGCAGCCAAUCACAGCUCUUGUCAUUAGCCUCUGGACUGGGGGUAUAGUUUAGCACCUCUGUUAGUUGUCUCCAUGUCACCAUCACUUUGACUCUUUGGACAUGUGACAUUUUGAUUUCUUUCUACGAGAUCAUCACUGCCAACUUAUUCCAGAAUGAAACACGGAACUCUUUACACCUCGUUAUAGGAAUAUCUAUUUAUACCGUGUAUGGUCAAUAUAAGCCUCCUGCAGCAUGGGCUUUGAGUGUCAAAAACAGUUAGUGCGUGUUCUGAGUGACCAGCAUUUACAUGUGGUAAACUUGAAGCUGAUGUUUUUUCACCACCUCUGCUUGAAAUAAUUUCCAUAACAUUCAACGCUGUUGGUAUUGUAGCAUUUAUACUAUGCACAUGUUGUCAAGCAUUUCUGAAUAUCCGAUUGUUAAAUUGCAUCCUUAUCCUUCAUUUAGGGGUCUUUAGGACUAUGGUUUAUUUCCACUUCUGAAGUACUGUACACCAUGUGUUGUGGGGACCAACUACGAGUUUGUUUUACCACAGCAGUUGACAAUCACAGCCCAACGGUAAUGGAGAUUUGCAGUGAUGACAUCAGCUACAGCCCUGUUUCAAACUGCUAAAGCUUUAUUAGCACCGCCAGUAACACAGCACAGGAGGCGAUAGUAGUGGCUGUUUGUUCCAUUUUAAUGUCAUGUCAUCUCCCAGUCAAGCCACCCAAUAGCAUGUGGUGAAAUCUUCUGUUACCUAACAUAACGUGUGUCUGCAGUGCUGUGCAUUUGCUCUGUGCCAAGUUCUUGCAGUUUUAGUUUUUUGUAUUGAUGUUGCUUCUGUUUCUAGAAGCCAAAGCAAGAUGGCAUUGUGGGUGUUGUUGAGUUCACCCAUUGGUUGGAUAGUGAAAAGCACAUCGAAGUUGUCUGUUGAUAAAAGUAAAUGACAUUUGACUAUAUCUGAACUCUGUGUAUUAGAUAGCCCCUAGUCUGAGAAAUCCCAUACCGAGGGCAACCGCACUAGUAUGCUGGAACAUUGGUGCAUUGUGGGAAGCAACUGGUCCAUCUAGAGAGACUAGAUAGCCCCUGGUGAAGGAAUACCAUGCAUUGGUUGUGGCUUUGGUUGACUGUGAAUUCAUUAUGAAAGAGUUGACUAAACCCUGUUGCAGAUAGUUUGUACCUCUUAGUCAUUUCUUCUGAGGAUAAAAUGUUUUCUUUUUUUCCUAUGAUGAAUUUCAAAAUGGCAGUUUUUUUUGUACAUUCGUCGUGUAGGGAAACGAAAGUCUGACGAACAGCAUUUAUUUUAGUAUGAAAAUAAGUUUAUUUUUGUAAGAAAAAGAAAAUGGAGGUAAAUGUUUACAGUCCAGGAGAAAUGGAGUGGGAGAAUAGUUGCCUGGUUUCAAGAGCUCACUGGUAAUGCUAAUGCAUUUUGAAUGACAUGUAUUAAUUCAUGGUUUAUGUCCUUCCUCCCCCGAUUUUGAUUACUGCUCUGUAAUUGUUUCAAAGGCCAUUUUUUAUUUGAGUUUGAUUCCUCUCUCCUUUGGAGUCCCCUCAAGGUUCUCAACACAUUGAUUUAUUUACAAAUGUGUACUUUCAUCCUUAACAUAUGAUAAUCUUAUAUUGCUUUAGUAUGCAAUUUUAGAUUUGAUUUUCAGGCUCAAAUCUGCAUGAAAUGGCACAAGGCCACUGUUGUCAUCGAGCAUCUACUGCGUUUCUCUUCCUUACUAUGUGUUCGUUCAUUUAAUCAUUGGUUCCUUUAGGCCGCCAACCAAUCAACAACCAAUCAACUCCCAGUUAUGUAAGAAGUUCAUAUUACCCAUAUUCCCCCCUGUCUUUGUCAAUCAGAGAAGGAUUACAGAAUCUAUGGGAGAAUGUUGAAAUCUCCCAUGCUUAUGCAUUAGGUACAUCUGUAUGCCCUCCUAGUGUGUCAGACUCCUUACAUUUAGCUUUGAUUUGCAGUAUCAGUUUGUGAAAUACACUACACCUGUGUGAUUAAUAUUGUAUAAGCGUCAUAAAUGUAUAUUUAAUCAAUC
Oncorhynchus masou masou (cherry salmon) is the source of this 3813-nucleotide messenger RNA. Its product is annotated as RING finger protein 150-like. The record is from RefSeq and is a predicted model, not a curated record. The transcript has 7 exons. NCBI's taxonomy places the organism in Eukaryota, Metazoa, Chordata, Actinopteri, Salmoniformes, Salmonidae. The coding region runs from base 256 to 1560 and encodes 434 amino acids.